AUGUCUGUUCCCGUCGAAAAGCAGAAGGUCCUGGGCAUGCCGCCCUUCGUGGCCGACUUCCUUAUGGGAGGUGUCUCCGCCGCUGUCUCCAAGACUGCUGCUGCUCCCAUUGAGCGUAUCAAGCUUCUCAUCCAGAACCAGGAUGAGAUGCUUAAGCAGGGUCGUCUCGACCGCAAGUACGACGGUAUCGUCGACUGCUUCAAGCGCACCGCCGCCGAUGAGGGUGUUAUGUCCCUGUGGCGUGGCAACACUGCCAACGUCAUCCGUUACUUCCCUACCCAGGCCCUGAACUUCGCUUUCCGCGACAAGUUCAAGCAGAUGUUCGGCUUCAAGAAGGACCGUGACGGAUACGCCUGGUGGAUGGCCGGCAACCUGGCCUCCGGUGGUGCUGCCGGUGCCACUUCCCUGCUCUUCGUCUACUCCCUCGACUACGCCCGUACCCGUCUGGCCAACGACGCCAAGUCCGCCAAGAAGGGUGGUGAGCGCCAGUUCAACGGUCUCGUUGAUGUCUACCGCAAGACCCUCGCCUCUGACGGUAUUGCCGGUCUCUACCGUGGUUUCAUGCCCUCCGUUGCUGGUAUCGUCGUCUACCGUGGUCUGUACUUCGGAAUGUACGACUCCCUCAAGCCCGUCGUCCUUACCGGAAACCUCGCCAACAACUUCCUUGCCUCUUUCGCCCUUGGAUGGCUCGUCACCACCGGUGCCGGUAUCGCCUCUUACCCCCUUGACACCAUCCGUCGUCGCAUGAUGAUGACCUCUGGUGAGGCCGUCAAGUACAAGUCUUCCUUCGACGCUGGCAAGCAGAUCGUCGCCAAGGAGGGUGUCAAGUCUCUCUUCAAGGGUGCCGGUGCCAACAUCCUUCGUGGUGUUGCCGGUGCUGGUGUCCUGUCCAUCUACGACCAGCUCCAGGUCCUGCUCUUCGGCAAGGCCUUCAAGGGUGGCUCUGGCUAA
This is a messenger RNA of Colletotrichum phormii, 951 nucleotides long. RefSeq names its product ADP,ATP carrier protein. Gene Ontology annotation, biological process: mitochondrial ATP transmembrane transport; mitochondrial ADP transmembrane transport. The coding region runs from base 1 to 951 and encodes 316 amino acids. The transcript has 4 exons. Gene Ontology annotation, molecular function: ATP:ADP antiporter activity. Gene Ontology annotation, cellular component: mitochondrial inner membrane. NCBI's taxonomy places the organism in Eukaryota, Fungi, Ascomycota, Sordariomycetes, Glomerellales, Glomerellaceae. The record is from RefSeq and is a predicted model, not a curated record.